Paramecium sonneborni is the source of this 1567-nucleotide messenger RNA. Lineage: Eukaryota; Ciliophora; Oligohymenophorea; Peniculida; Parameciidae. The record is from the annotation of a GenBank genome assembly.
AUGAUUUAAUCAAAAAUAAUAGAAAAAGACGAUCUCUUUAAUUGUUUGGAGCAUAAUCUUCCAGCCUUAACGAUUGUUUGUGAUAAUGAACUUAAGAAAUACUAAAGACUUUUGUGUGGUCACUGUGAGGAAAAUUUUAAAUCAAAGACUCCAACAAUGAGCUUUUAGAAAACUAUAGAAAAUAUUGAAGAAAAUUAAAAAUAAAAGAAAGAAUCUAUUGAGAAUGUCAUAAUUAUUAAUAUUAAAUAACUUGAACAAUUCUUAAAAACUCUUGAUCUAUUAAAAUCUAAUUUUGUUAAAUAAUUAGAUUCAUUAAUUGAAAAUGGAAAUUUAUGGAUCACUGAAAUUGUGUAAUGUGGACAAUAAAAUGUUGCAUAUAGUGUCUUUGAUGAAAUAGAAAAACUAAUUACUCAAUAAAAACUUAAAUAAUACAAUGAACAAUCUUUUAUUGAUUAAAUUAAUAAAAUUAAUUAAUCAUAGAAUCAAAAGAUUAUUAGAACAUUAAAGGUAUUUAUAUUAUUUCAAGAAACCUAGGAAUGUGAUAAAUUAUUAAAAAAUUUAGAAAAUGCCGAUUAAAUACUUGAGACAGAAAUGUUGAUUGAAGGAAAAUUAAAAAGGGAUACUCAGAAUUAAAUGGAAGAGAGCAAAGUUUUAGUUCAAAAAAAAAAUCUAAAAAUAACCGAAUAAAGUUUUGAUUAAAUAUCUAACUUAAAUCUAAGUAAAUCAGAAGAAUUAUAUUAAAAAGGUAAUAAAUCAAUAAUUUAGGAUUUUAACUAUAUUAUGAUAAUUAAUAUGUAGAGGCUAUAAAAAUAUUGGAUGAAGCAUUAAAUAAUAAUUCCAAACAUUUAUUAUCCUUAUAUAUUAAAGGUAUGAUUAAAUUUAAUGAUUAGCGGAAAGUUUAAGAAUGCUUGGGGAAUAUAAGGAAGCCAUCAUUUGGGUAGAUAAAGCUUUGGAAGAAGAUCCAAAGCAUUGCGAUUCAAUAUCUACUAAAGGUAUGAUUCUAUUUUAUUUUAUUAGCGGACAGUUUAAAAAUGCUUAAUAAAUUCAAUGAAGCGAUUGUUUGGGCGAACAAAGCUUUGUAAACAGAUCCAAAGCAUUGGCUAUCAUUAUAUAUUAAAGGUAUGAUUAAAAUUAAAGAUUAGCGGAAAGUUUAAGAAUGCUUGGGAAAGAUAAUGAAGCAAUUAUUUGGAUAGAUAAAGCUUUGGAAUUAGAUCCAAGGCAUUGCAAUUCAUUACGUACUAAAAGUAACAUAUUUCUUUAUUUGAAGGUGCAUCAUUAUUAUCAUAAAAAAGGUAUAAUGAAGCUAUGAAUGUGAUUGAAUAAUCUCUGAAAAUCAACCCAAAUCAUUUUCAUUCAUUAUUAUCAAAAGGUUGAUGUAAUAUUUUAGGUUUUAGGUUUAUGUUUACAAGAAUAGAAUCAAUAUUAUUAAGCCUUGGAUGCUUAUGAAAAAGCUUUAAAGAUUCAUUCUAAUAACUAGUGGGUGAAGGAUAGAAAAGGUAAUAUAUAUGAUUAAUAUUCAGAUGAAUGUUUAAGAGCUCUAAAUAAAAAAUAGAAUUGAAUUAUAAAU